Arvicanthis niloticus (Nile rat) is the source of this 342-nucleotide messenger RNA. NCBI's taxonomy places the organism in Eukaryota, Metazoa, Chordata, Mammalia, Rodentia, Muridae. The record is from RefSeq and is a predicted model, not a curated record.
AUGAUGAUCAGGUGGACACUGGUGGUGGUCAUGGUCCUGAUGUUGGAUAGGAUCCUGUUUGUCUCAGGAACCCCUAUCCCCACCUUCCAGUUUCUCCCUCAGAACUAUCUGGAGACAACUCCCAGCCCUGUGGCAUUGGAGAGCCCCUCAGGUAGCACCACAGGACCCUCAGUUUCCUGGAGCAACUCUAAAGCCAGCACUUACCUGGACACCCGUGUCAUACUCUCCCUGGAUGUCCCCAUUGGCCUCCUGCGGAUCUUACUGGAACAGGCUCGGAACAAGGCUGCCAGAAAUCAGGCUGCCACUAAUGCCCAAAUACUAGCCCGUGUUGGCCGCCGCUGA